Messenger RNA from Capsella rubella, 3351 nucleotides. RefSeq lists its product as uncharacterized. The record is from RefSeq and is a predicted model, not a curated record. Lineage: Eukaryota; Viridiplantae; Streptophyta; Magnoliopsida; Brassicales; Brassicaceae. The transcript has 14 exons. Gene Ontology annotation, biological process: lipid metabolic process. Bases 221 to 3256 code for a protein of 1011 amino acids.
CCCAACCCUCUCUGUCUCUUUUGCUACAAUAGUAAACAUUGCUCUCUUUUAAGGCGCUUCCUUAAUUCUAUCAUCUUUCUCAAAUCUCACCCCUGAAUAUUCCCUUUUUCUUUUUUCAAACUUCGAACGCGGUUUCAAAAACUCAAAUGCUCGAACGCGUUCCUGUGUUUCGAUUCAGUAGAACUAGAGCAUAUGUCUUAUUAAGCAGAGGUUAUCAGUAAUGGAGUCGAUACAGAACCGAGUGGAAUCGUGGAUCAGAGACCAGAGAGCGAGGUUCUUACGGGUUUCGUGGGGGCCGAUUCAAUGGAAAUUCCGGUGGCCACCAUGGAACGGAGGAGAUGCUGAUCAGAGGAUUAAGAUCCGCCGGGAGUACGAGAAGCGUAAAAAGCAGAUUGAGGAUCUCUGUCUCGCCCUUAAAUCCGAGUCUGUCGAAGAUUUACAGGACAUCCUCUGUUGCAUGGUUCUCUCCGAGUGUGUUUACAAGAGACCUGCAAGUGAGAUGAUUCGAGCUGUUAACAAAUUUAAAGCGGACUUCGGUGGCCAAUUUGUUUCUUUGGAGAGGGUUCAACCUUCAUCAGAUCACGUUCCUCACAGGUAUUUACUUGCUGAGGCAGGUGAUACAUUAUUUGCAUCCUUUGUUGGAACUAGGCAAUAUAAGGAUAUCAUGGCCGAUGCAAAUAUACUUCAAGGUCAUAUAUUUCACGAUGAUGUCGCAGAGGAUGAAUGUAUUGCAGCUUCUGAACCUAUACAAAGUGAACCACAGAAGAACAAUGGAGAGGGUCUGCGGAAUCCUAAGCAACUUAGACAGAAGCCGAAACCUGCUGCUCAUCGGGGAUUCUUGGCUCGUGCUAAGGGGAUACCUGCUCUGGAACUUUAUAGGCUUGCUCAGAAAAAGAAACGAAAACUUGUAUUAUGCGGACACUCACUUGGUGGAGCUGUAGCUGCGUUAGCUACACUCGCCAUAUUAAGGGUUGUUGCUGCCUCUUCUACAAAGAAAGACAAUGGAAAUGUUCAUGUCAAAUGUAUAACCUUCUCCCAGCCUCCUGUUGGGAAUGCUGCGUUGAGAGAUUACGUACAUGAAAAAGGAUGGCAUCAUUAUUUCAAAAGCUAUUGUAUUCCUGAAGAUUUGGUCCCGAGGAUAUUAUCUCCUGCAUAUUUUCAUCAUUACAAUGAGCAAAGAAUGUCAAUGGCUGGAGAAGCUGAAGCCACAGAUUUGUUAUUGUCUAAAAAGAUUGGUCAGGGCGUAACAUCAGAGGCAGAAAAGACAAAAGGUAAAGAACACGAGCAGUUAGUCAUUGGUGUUGGCCCUGUUCAGAACUCAUUCUGGAGACUUUCACGACUUGUUCCCCUAGAGGCUGUUAAGAAACAACUGGAUAGGUAUAUAGGAAAGAAAGUGGAUCCUGCAGAGACUUCUACUGCAACUGUAUCUGCAGUGUCAGCUCCUAUUGGGGACGUGGUUAUUGAACCACAAUCUCUUGAAAUUGAGGAGGGUAGGGAUGGUAUAUCUCUCAAGCCAUUGCCAGAUACUGGUAAUGGUCAAACAGGUAGUGGAAGAACUGAAGGAAAGACCAAUUCGUCCAAUGGGUUUAGGGUUCCAUAUCUGCCCUCUUAUGUUCCAUUUGGAGAGCUAUAUCUCUUGGGAACUGCAUCUGUGGAAUCACUUUCAGAAGGAGAGUACUCUAAAUUGACAUCGGUCAGAUCUGUGAUAACUGAACUGAGAGAACGUCUUCAGUCACAUUCUAUGAAGUCCUAUAGGUCUCGCUUCCAGAGAAUACAUGACCUCUGCAUGAAUAUUGAUGGUUUUUUCGGAGUGGAUCAACAGAAGCAGUUUCCACAUCUAGAACAGUGGCUUGGACUUGCUGUUGGUGGUAGUGUAGAGCUUGGGCACAUCGUUGAAUCACCGGUUAUUAGAACAGCCACUUCUGUCGCCCCUCUUGGCUGGAAAGGCGUUCCGGGUGAUAAAAAUGCAGAACCUCUAAAAGUUGAUAUCACUGGAUUUGGCUUGCAUUUGUGUUCUUUUGUACAUGCCCAAGUGAAUGGCAACUGGUGCUCAACUACCGUAGAAUCCUUCCCUUCACCACCUGCUUAUUCUUCAGAUAAUGUGGAACAGACAGAAUUACAGAAGAUUAGGGUGGUCAUAGGAACUCCUCUGAAACAACCUCCAAGUAACCAGAUAGUUGAAGAUCCUCUAGUUCCUAUGUUCUCGUCUGUUGAUUCAAACACUGGUUUUCCGAAGGAAGGAAUCAACCUAGGAUUUUUUCAAGAGGACAAGUUUGUUCGUCCUGAAGGUUUGGAGGACUUAUACAUAUUCUGCACUAGUGAUUUUGCUACAGUGGCUAAGGAGGUCGAGGUCAGAACACGGAGGGUUCGAUUACUUGGACUUGAGGGUGCUGGUAAAACCUCUCUAUUCCGGGCAAUACUGGGUCAAAGCAUGCUGAGUUCGAUGACCCAUGUGGAGAAUCUGCAGAUACAAUCUGAUGUUCAAGAAUGUAUAAUUGGUGGUGUUUGCUACUCGGACACAGUGGGAGUAAACCUGCAAGAGCUGCACUUAGAGGCUUCUCGCUUUAGAGAAGAACUAUGGAAAGGAGUUCGUAAUCUAAGUAAAAAGAUAGAUUUAGUUAUUCUAGUGCACAAUCUUUCUCACAGAAUACCACGUUACCAGAACUCAACAACACAACUGCAGCAACAGCAACCAGCACUUGCUCUUCUGUUAGACGAGGUUAAAUCUCUUGGUAUCCCUUGGGUCCUCGCCAUAACAAACAAGUUCUCAGUCAGUGCCCAUCAGCAGAAAUCCGCUAUCGAAGCUGUACUUCAGGCAUAUCAAGCGUCUCCAAACACAACUGGAGUCGUUAACUCUAUCCCUUAUAUUAUAUCUGGAUCUGGUAGUUCCUCAUUGCCUUGGGCAGCUGUGAAUGCGGGUAAUGAAGGACCAGUAGGUGCGCAAAAGCUAAUAUUCGCUCCGCUCGACCUUGUCAAAAAGCCUUUUCAGAGAAAAGACACUGUUUUUCCAGUGGAUGGUGUGAAUUCCCUUUGCCAGCUUGUCCAUCGCGUUCUUCAAACUCAAGAAGAAGCUUGCUUUCAGGAACUUGCUAGAGACAGACUGUUGGUGGAACUAGCCAAAGACCGUGCAGUAGUUGGUUCACAGGCCAAGUCAUCGUCAAUGUCAGCAGCAGCCGUGGGAGCUUCACUUGGUGCUGGUCUUGGCCUUGUCUUGGCAGUAGUAAUGGGUGCUGGUUCCGCUUUACGAAAACCUUGAUUGUACCCAAUCAACCAUUGGAUCUGUUAUAUAUAUAUAUUUUAUAUAGUAUGUACAUAGUAGUCCCAUUAGAGUUGGAUUUCAAAUUCAUGUUU